AUGGCUGCUGCCACUCCGUCUACCCAGUUCCUUCAUCUAGCGAACGUCUUGAGGCUCCUAUGUCUUCGAAGCGAUGCCGAUGAUAUAAUACUGGAGCUUCUGGGCAGGUUCGCGCUGGAUAGGAUAUACGCCGACAGCGACCGCGAGAAAUUCCAACAACUCGUCAGCACUUUACUCUCACAACUAAAUGCCGUCAUUUAUAUCCAACGUCUAUCGCUGCCAUCGGAGAGGGAGCAGAUAGACGAGUAUGUGGGGUUCCUGGCCAACUGGGAAACAAUUUCGCGAUCUAUUGAAUUCGUGUUACAGCUUGUUAUCGAUGGACACGAGACCCUAUUCAAUGUCCACCAGCAGUUGGAUGUACAGCUGGCCGACCUCGUCUCAACGGCGCUGCGUGUCUUGUCGUUUCAUCCCAAAGGUCUACCCGAUAUUCAAGACCAGAAACACCGAUUUGCCCGUAUCCAUGGGCUCUUAGAUAAGUUGCAUGAUCGCUUCCCAGGACCCCGGCCAUGUCUCCUACUUAUCUGUCGAGAUAUAGCGAACGCAUUGCCGAAGUACCCUCUGCCUGAAUGCUUAUCGGAUCGAUAUGUCACCACCAUUGUCGAGCAGGACGGCCCUUCCGUCAAUUGGCUAACACAAUUUUUGGCCCUGAGAGAUAUCACCCAGUUCGUAGUUGGCGCCUCCAUUCAAUAUGCGGUAACCGACGAGACGGAAGACGUAUAUCUCCCAGCAUCAUGUGCCAAAACGCGAAAUGCGAUUCUAGCCUCGCUCGAUAAAAUACGCAUACCCAGCAACUAUCCAAAAUUGGAGUUACUUUCCAUGUUCAGCGAGGCCUUUCGAACCAUUUUACCUGACACUCCGCCGAUCACCGGGUUCCGAAAUCACUCAGGGUUGCUAGGUGACGUUAACGGCGUAGAGGCUAUCAAGUCCUUCUGCCUGUCUCUUACCAACAGACAGAUUAUCCAUCGGUCGAGUGAUGGACCGUUGAUGCGUGCGAUCGCAGAGGUCAACAGGCGUAUCACGCUCCUUGACGACCCGAACGAAACUUCUGAUGGCACCUUUCCCCGAGCUUAUGCACUGAAUUGCAAAUCCUGUCAUCUUGCGGGAGAUACACAGCUAAGGGUUCUAGAGCAUCUUGAAUUUCCGAGCCCGACAGAAGGGUCUGAGAUAGGAUUGCCGCCGAAUACCAAGUGUGUACAAUGCGGGCAAAUAGUCACACUUGCCCGAGAGAUACCCCUUAUAAGGGAGACGUGGGAGCUCUUAAACGAUAUCGACUAUAAUGCCGAUCCUCCCAGCGAAGAACGACACUUCUGCCCACCAUACCAACUAUUCCCCUCUAAGAUGCCUUCUGAUCAAUCUUCAUCUCUUCAAGCACCGCAAAGCCCUAACAUCAUUCCUAGCCCAGUCACUCAAGGAAGGUCCCCCAUCACCAUCAAUAACGUAUCUCCCAUUUCCCCUGAAUCAAGGCAUAUCUUUGAUGACCCUUUUGGUCAAGACCACACACUAGGGUCCAUAACCGAAAUUGUCAGCCCUGAUGUGGACAUUUCCAGGCCUCACUUUACUCACACGUCUGAUCAAUCAUCCCAAAAUGGCUCCGAAACGUAUCGCAAGCCUCCCAGAUCGGAAAAAAUGUCCAAUAUUCAUCGCACAACUAGUAACCAUAGUGUUUCCCCGCCACGGCCUGGAACGUCGGGCCGGCCCUUCAUUCCCGGAAAAAAGUUAUCAAGAUGGCUUGGUUCUAAGAGGGAACACCGCGCAACAGCAUCGGGAGAUGCUAGCUCUCAUUCAUCCGGGUCAAUGGAGAAUCAACGGCCAGAGGAGAUAUGUCUGAAGAGCUUGACGAGUGCGGCGAGGUCCCAAGGAAAAGGGAAGGGUUCGAAGUUGAUGAAUGUCAGUCUUUCGCAGAAUAGUACCAACGCCCUCUUUUGGAUGCCUUCCACUAUUCAGGUAUGGGAUGUUGGUGUGUCACCUGCUGCCGUAACUAGAGUUAUUCCCACCGAAGGCUCUUGUCUCGUUGCCGCCGUUACGAAAAGGUAUUUGGCAUACAUGGUUGGAAGUAAAGACCAAAAACUGACGCUUCGAAUCGUGAACCUUUCACUUCCAACAGCCGCACCCCUUGAAUACCAGAUGCCUUCGUCUCAGUGGUGCAAAAGCAUCGCUAUCUGCCCACGGGAAACAUAUGUUGCCGUCGGGUUCGAAAACGCCACUGUCCGCUUCUUCAAAGCAGGCAUGUUCGAACCCCAACGAGAAUUUCGCCUUCAUAACCGCUACCACACCACCACUGAGUGCGAGAAUUGUCCUCCAGUUGACACUCUAUCUUUUUCCACCGAUGGGGAGACACUCAUAGCAAGCACAAGGAAUUUGAAAGGGGUAAUCCAGACGUUUAUCCGCAGGGCUUCGACAUUUACAUUCCAGGAGCUUGUCAAUUGCCAUUACCCCAUACCAUUACACGAAUCAGAGGAUGGUGGUAUCUCGUCUGUUAUUUAUAGGCCCGGCGUUGGCGGAGAAGAUGACCUAGUGUGUAUCACCACAUGGACACAAUCUGGUAUCCCAAUUUUACUCUCGCCCAAGACUGGCCAUCGAGUUGAAAUUAAAGCCGACAGCUCAAGUCACCAACGCCGCCUCGGCACAAGAGUGCAAUGCGGCGCGUUUUCUUUAUCGGGAAAGCAACUUGGCCUGGUUAAUGACAAGGGUCACCUGUACCUUGUAUCUAACCUCAACUCAAGUGUUAUGGAGGCUCGGAAGUUAGCCACCACUAGAGAGCUUACCGCCCGGUCUAGCUUUUUCUCGAUGUCGUUCAUGAUCCUGCAGGGAGAUGAGUCGAUCGUGCUUGCAUGGGCCGACCAUGGCGAGACUAUGAUGGCGGAAGUACAAGCGCAUGCCUCAGAUCUAACAGAGUUACCCGGGGACCUAGGAGCCGGUGGGUACAAUUCGUUCUCAGAUCGCUCAGGCGAUAGCCACCACAACAACGGUCGCAUCGCAUCCCGGCCCGCUGCUCGGAAUCCCCACUCAACCAAUCCCCCGCCGAAUAUACGGGUUGGAUUAGAGCUCACUUAUCAGGUUGUCGAUGGAUCGAUCGUCACAUUGCUUGUGUCAGGAGCCAAGCGCGGAAAGCACUACGGCUUAGCCGCUAGAUCCAGUGACGAUAACGCCUACAGCCGAAAAGUCGCAGAGGCAUUCGGAUACAGCGAAGCAGAACUCGCAAAUACUCCCAAGGAUGCUAACCUCGGUCUAAGCUGCGGAAAUCCGCUGGCAUUGGCCAACUUGAAAGAGGGCGAAUGUGUGGUUGAUCUGGGAUGUGGUGCAGGUUUCGAUGUCUUUUUAGCAGCCAAAGCUGUCGGUGCUACAGGCAAGGUCAUUGGAGACAUGCUCGAGCGAGCGAACAAAAACAAGGAGAAUGCAAAAGUGGAAAAUGUUUCCUUCGUGGAUUCACAGAUUACAGCUAUCAACCUAUCUAAUUCGGUUGCCAACUGUAUCAUUAGCAACUGUGUGGUGAAUCUUGUCCCGGAAUCAGACAAGCAGCUUGUUUUCAACGAAAUGUUUCGCCUCCUCAAGCCUGGCGGCCGUGUUGCUAUCAGUGACAUUCUGGCAAAGAAGCCGCUUCCAACAAACAUCCGCGAGAGUGUGGCUCUCUAUGUUGGCUGCAUUGCCGGCGCCAGCCAGGUUGAGGACUAUGAUAAGUAUCUUCGCGAGGCCGGAUUUAACGAAAUCCUUAUUAUAGACGCCAACUCCGACCUCAAUGUCUAUACAAGUGCCAAAACGGAUGGCGAGAGCGGCGGAUGUUGUAGCGCACAGAAAAAACCGGACUGUUGUAGCGGAGAAGGCAACCAGACAUCGGACAUCCAAAACGUGGAUUUUAAUGAAUGGGCUGGUUCCUUCAAGAUUUACGCCGUCAAAUCCUGA
Messenger RNA from Arthroderma uncinatum, 3900 nucleotides. RefSeq names its product WD40 repeat protein. The record is from RefSeq and is a predicted model, not a curated record. NCBI's taxonomy places the organism in Eukaryota, Fungi, Ascomycota, Eurotiomycetes, Onygenales, Arthrodermataceae. The transcript is spliced from 12 exons. Bases 1 to 3900 code for a protein of 1299 amino acids. Gene Ontology annotation, molecular function: protein binding; methyltransferase activity.